This is a messenger RNA of Impatiens glandulifera, 978 nucleotides long. RefSeq names its product nudix hydrolase 15, mitochondrial-like. Gene Ontology annotation, molecular function: acetyl-CoA hydrolase activity; coenzyme A diphosphatase activity. The transcript has 3 exons. The coding region runs from base 114 to 779 and encodes 221 amino acids. The record is from RefSeq and is a predicted model, not a curated record. NCBI's taxonomy places the organism in Eukaryota, Viridiplantae, Streptophyta, Magnoliopsida, Ericales, Balsaminaceae. Gene Ontology annotation, biological process: coenzyme A catabolic process.
ACUAUUAUGUCAUAAAAAUACAGUGUACAAUGUUUUUUCUUUGAAAAAAGUCAUAAAAACUGUCUACCAACCAAGUGUACAAGACAAAAAUAUCUCUUUCUUUCUCUAUCAAGAUGGGAUCGGAGAGAUUAAUGAAAUUGGCGGAGAGAUUAAGAAACUUGAAGCUGGUUGGUGAGAAGAUCGGAGCAGCAGAGAAGUUCGAAUUCAAGAGAGCUGCAGUUCUGAUUUGUAUAUUCGAAGAUGAGAAAGGAGAAUUGAGAGUAAUUCUGACCAAGAGAUCUUCAAGGCUCUCCACUAAUGCAGGGGAUGUUGCUUUGCCAGGAGGGAAGAGAGACGAGAGUGAUGCUAAUGAUACAGAGACAGCAUUGAGAGAGGCUAAGGAGGAGAUCGGAUUGGAUCCUUCGUGCGUGGACGUGGUGGCUGUUCUUGAACAAAUUGUGUUGAAGAAUGGUACUGCUGUAGUUCCAGUGAUGGGUAUAAUUUCAGACAGAAAAAAGUUCAUUCCAUCAAUUAAUGAAGAAGAAGUUGAAGAAAUGUUUGAUGCCCCUUUGGAGAUGUUUCUAAAGAAUGAAAAGAGAAGGGGAGAGGAGAAAGAAUGGAUGGGGGACAAAUACUUGCUUCAUUAUUUUGAUCAUGAGGCUGACAAUGGGAAGUUGUUUGUUAUAUGGGCUUUGACUGCCGGAAUCUUGAUCAACGCCGCCUCUAUUGUCUAUGACCGGCCACCGGACUUUCUUGAACUCAAGCCAAAGUUUUGGACCAGACAAGUUCAUUUUCAGUAGUUAGUUCAUCUCUUCUUUUCCAUUAUUCUAAUUUGAUUCUCACUAAUGAAUGAAUGAAUGAUAGUUAUUUCCUCUCGUUUCUAUUCUCAAACUCAAAAUAGGGUUAAUCUUGGAUUGGAUUGAGUUAGUUUCAUUAUUGGGUUAGAUCUGGAUAUUCUCUUCAAGAUGCUGUUUGAUAAUUUAGGAUGGUUUGUCAUUU